Pedinophyceae sp. YPF-701 is the source of this 1641-nucleotide messenger RNA. NCBI's taxonomy places the organism in Eukaryota, Viridiplantae, Chlorophyta, Pedinophyceae. The record is from the annotation of a GenBank genome assembly.
AUGCGGCUCCGUGCCCUCGCUCUCCUCGUCCUCGCAGCCUACACAGCGCCACUAUGCAUGGCACAGGCGUCCGCGGCGAGCCGGUUGCCGCGGCUCCGGAUCGCCCCGUACGAGAUCGAGGGCCCCAUCGGCCGCAACAUCGUCUCGUACUGCUUCCUGUCCCACAUGUCGGCCCCCGCCUAUCCACGCCCAACCCCCACCACGCGCGAAGCAGCGCAGGGGCUGCCCUGGUGGAUGCUGAGCUACCUGACGCUGGUGCGCUCGGCGCUGAUGCACUCCUGGGCGCUGCACAUCGACAGCGGAGGCAUCCGGCGGGCAGGCGGCACGGACGCGAAGAUCCAGGCCGCCGAGUUCGCCGAGUUCGUCGCCUCGCGCCCCCAGCGCGUGCUCUCCUUCCUCCAAGAGCUGGACCCGCUCACCGUUGUCGCCGUCGUGGACUGCCAUGACCUGGCGCUGCUGGGCACCCCGGAGGAGGCCCUGGCGCGCUUCCGUGCGGCCAAGUCGGACCUGGUGAUCGGAGGAGAGCGGUACGGGUGGCCGGAUGACAUCGACGUCGACGGCGGUGACAGGGGCGUGCUCCGGCUGCUAGGGGACAUUCUGAUGCCGCGCGCCAACCCGGGCGCGUCCCCGAACGCCAACGGGGGUACGCUCUUGGGGUACGCGGGGGCGCUGCGGCGGGCGCUGGGAUCGCUCGUCGCGGCGGAGCACGUCCUGCUGUCGCGCAGCAUGGUGCGCGGGGUCCCGAACAGGGAGGGGUACAAGGAGGACGACCAGCGCGGCCUGAACAACCUCGUUCUCCUGUCUGCUGCAUCACACGACGAAGUCAUAUCGAGGCACCUCGUCGACGACGCCGCGGCGGUGGUCGACGCGGUGCAGCGGAGCCUCGCAGAUGCGGGAAUUCCGCCGUUCCCCCGGACCGCUGGCAGCGAGAGGUCGCUCUCGGUGGACAGCAACAACACGAUCGUGUCCAACCUGAUCGACCAGAUGGGGCCCUGGUGGCGCGGCAACCGCCCAGUGGACUGCUGGCUCGUGGCGCGCGACAACGCCACCGACGCGGGGCGCCCGACGCCUGCGCUGCGCCACCACGCCCCGCCACCACCUGUCGACGUGCACGAGUGCCGUAACCGCCUCCGGCAGCUCGCGAACCUGCCGCCCGAGGACCUAUCAGACCCAGUGACGGCAGACUGGCUGGCGGAUUACGCCGGAGAGGUGGAGGGAGGGCACUUGCCGCCAAGCGCGCCGACGGGCGACCUCGGCCGGCUGGCCUUCAGUGGGGCAUCGGGGCGGCGGACGGGGUCGGAGAGCGUGUGGUGGGGCGGGCGGUGCUGGCACGGGGUGUCGGGCACGCGGCCCGUCAUCGUGCACGCCCCCGGGGUACAAAAGCUCGGAUUCAUGUACGUCGCCGCGCAGGCCGGCGUGCUGCUGCCGCCGCAGGCGCGCACGGUCGCAGCGCAGUGCAGCGGCGGCGGGGAGCGCCCGGGGCGCCGCGCGGGGUAUCUAUUUUUGGAGGGGGACCUGGCGGUGUUCCUGGCGCGCAUGGGGCAGUGCCGGCCGCAGAUGAGCGUCGGCGACCACGUGCGCCCGGAGCUCACGGACGUCGUCGACGGCCUGUGCGGCGACUUCGGCACGCGCCCCGCGUGA